Molecule: messenger RNA, 501 nt
Organism: Aethina tumida (small hive beetle)
Lineage: Eukaryota; Metazoa; Arthropoda; Insecta; Coleoptera; Nitidulidae
Product: thioredoxin-dependent peroxide reductase, mitochondrial-like
Exons: 1
Coding region: 1-501 (166 amino acids)
Biological process (GO): response to oxidative stress; cellular response to stress; hydrogen peroxide catabolic process
Cellular component (GO): cytosol
Molecular function (GO): thioredoxin peroxidase activity
Source: RefSeq, a predicted model, not a curated record
AUGCCCCUGAUACAAAUAAUGCAAGAAGCCCCCCUUUUCGAAUCAGAAUGCGUUCUCCACGACGAAGUCACAGCAAUAAACUUGGCUGACUUCAAAGGUAAAUACGUCGUACUUCUGUUCUAUGUUCUUGAUUUUUCGCCGAAAUGCACCGAGGAACUUGCACUAUUCAACGACAGAAUUAAAAAAUUCCAAGAAUUGAAAACGGAACUGCUGGCAAUUUCCACCGACUCGGCUUACACGCAUUUAGCUUGGACCAAAGGACCGAGAACUAAUAUUGAAAUCGGCGCCAUUGAUAUUAAAUUAGUGACAGAUUUUUCGAAUGAAAUUUGUUACGAUUAUGGUACCUUGUGUGAGAACAGUGGUACCGCUCAUCGUGCGUUGUUCAUCCUCGACCGUGAUUUGAUUGUUAGGUACAUUUUAUUUAAUGACAGAAACGUUAAAAGGAAUGUAGAGGAGGUGAUAAGAAUUUUAGAAGUCUUGCAAAAACAUGACAAUGAAUAA